Messenger RNA from Asterias rubens (European starfish), 823 nucleotides. Its product is annotated as tryptophan--tRNA ligase, mitochondrial-like. Gene Ontology annotation, cellular component: mitochondrion; mitochondrial matrix. NCBI's taxonomy places the organism in Eukaryota, Metazoa, Echinodermata, Asteroidea, Forcipulatida, Asteriidae. Gene Ontology annotation, biological process: mitochondrial tryptophanyl-tRNA aminoacylation. The record is from RefSeq and is a predicted model, not a curated record. Gene Ontology annotation, molecular function: ATP binding; tryptophan-tRNA ligase activity.
GGUGAACUUAGCAGAGUGAAGAGUCUCACGAACCCCGAUGCUAAGAUGAGCAAAUCUGAGCCCAACCCUAAAAGCCGGAUUGAACUAACAGACUCAAAGGACGACAUCACAAAGAAGUUCAAGAAAGCCAAGACUGAUUUCACCGGGGCAGUGACCUUUGACCCUGUUAACCGACCUGGCGUUUCUAACCUCGUUGCAAUUCAUGCCGCUAUGAAAGACGUAUCACCAGAGGAAAUCUGCGAGGAGGCAAUAGGGCUGCAGACGGCAGAGUACAAGUUUGUAGUGGCAGAGGCUGUAAACUCAAAACUUGCACCGAUACGAGAAAGGAUAUUUGAGUUGAAGGAAGAUCCAUCAUAUAUUGAGAAUGUGUUAAAGAUUGGGGCAGAAAGAGCCAGUGUGAUUGCAGAACAGACGUAUAAUGAAGUCAAGAAGCUAGUUGGUCUUGUAUGACCUGAAACUCAUUAUCAACAGUCGUCAAACACAGGCUUUUUAUUAUUAUUCUGUACAGUAAAAAGAGACUGUAAGACAAUGGCAACAUUUGAGUUGGAAAAAAUAUAAAAUGUACACGAUACUCUUGCUUUCAUUGUUACUCUUUACCACCAUUCAACAAAAUAUAUUAUGUUAUUUACAAUUAUUUACCCAUACAAUUUAUAGGUUUACAAGAACCAAGAUAAUGCUUUUUUUAAACUAAGGGACAAUUUUUUGACUGGGAAUUAUUUCAGACAGCAACAAUCACCAAGCUGCAUUUUUAAUGGGAGACUUUUAGGACGCUUGGUGGCAGCAGACUUACCAGGUAAAAUCCAUUGUUCUCGGUCAUUUGCGC